Messenger RNA from Meloidogyne enterolobii, 489 nucleotides. NCBI's taxonomy places the organism in Eukaryota, Metazoa, Nematoda, Chromadorea, Rhabditida, Meloidogynidae. The record is from the annotation of a GenBank genome assembly.
AUGCUUAUUAAUUAUAAAAUUAAUUUUAUUAAUUUAUUAACGGUCUUAACCAUUCAACAACACCUUUGUUCUCCUAGAGAGACUGGCAAUAAUAGCAGAGCAAAGCGCAGAUUGCCUUUUAGCCAUAUAUCCAAACUAUUUUCCAAAAUAACUGGACAAGCAAAGGCUGUGCCAGGUGCAGCUGCAGCCGUAGACAAUGUUGAUGAUGUUGUAGGUGUAGGAACGAAAUUUGUUAUGAAAAACGGUGCUGACAAAAUAGAUGAUGUUAUAGGAACAAGCAAAAAUCUCAGAAACAUGCCAAUUCGAGGAAUGAAUAGACGACAAAACUAUCGGCCAUACGAACCUCCCCAAUUUAAUACCUACAACGCAAAAGACGAGGUUCAAAAGGCCAGAUCAAAAGCAUUGUCAGGCGCUAAUUUAGCCUUGGCAGCAGGUGGUAUUGCUGCUGGGGCUUGGUAUUUUAGUGGAGAACAUACAAGUUUGUAUUAG